AUGACAAAUGAACGGCAAGCAACACGACGCUCCCAACUUUCCCAGCAGGAUCAAGACAGCGAGCGUCAAAUAAACACUGAAGCCCGAGCUCUUCGUCGCUCCCAGCAGACCGAGGACGAACGUAAGGAGGAGCGUGACGCGAAUGCUGUGGUUCAGGCUACGCUACGCUCCCAGCAGACUGACGACGAGCGUCGCGUAGAGCGUGACGCCGACCGAGAACGUCAUACCAAUGCUAGGGAACAGCAGUCCGAUGAGAGCCGCGACGCGCAGCGAGAACGUGACCGAGAGCGGCAAGCGGUUAGAAGGGUGCUCCAAACGGAGAAAGAACGUGAAGAAGAACGCGAGCGUGUUCGUGAACGCCGUCAAACCACCCGCAACCGUGACGCACUUGCGAACCACGAAGACUUCCGCCCGUCAAUGGUCACGGGUCCGGAUGUAAAUGAAGAGACCAGACGUCACAGGCUUCUUCCUACUACGGUGUGUGCCAACUGCAACGCGUGGAAGUGGCCUGGUGAAAGCAAGAAUUCACCAACUUGA
Messenger RNA from Phytophthora nicotianae INRA-310, 537 nucleotides. RefSeq lists its product as hypothetical. Lineage: Eukaryota; Oomycota; Peronosporomycetes; Peronosporales; Peronosporaceae. The coding region runs from base 1 to 537 and encodes 178 amino acids. The record is from RefSeq and is a predicted model, not a curated record. The transcript has 3 exons.